Messenger RNA from Ruditapes philippinarum (Manila clam), 662 nucleotides. RefSeq lists its product as uncharacterized. NCBI's taxonomy places the organism in Eukaryota, Metazoa, Mollusca, Bivalvia, Venerida, Veneridae. The transcript is spliced from 4 exons. The record is from RefSeq and is a predicted model, not a curated record. Bases 162 to 473 code for a protein of 103 amino acids.
CUACACUUUAAGGAAAAUAUCAAUUCAAACGAUGAUUUAGUCAGUGUAUGAUUGAAGUCUGUAAAAAAGUUCAGUUUUAUCUCAUACUGGGUAAUAAAUAAUAAAGUCAAAAGACAUCCAGUGUUCACUAAAAGAGAUAAAAACUGUAAGUGCACCAAUCAAUGGAGAAACGAAUUGGCGACUUUUCAGCACCUGAUGAUGUACAUAAUAAAUGUGCUUGCAAUCAUAACAAUACUAAAUUGCAGGAAGACAUUUUAGCGCUGACGUCACAAUACUGUAAGUUAGAGAGUAAGUUCUGCGAGGAAAAACUGGCUCGGUUACAGUUAAAUGAUGACACUGAACGUUUAAAGGAAAGACUUGCCGUCCUUGAAGCCCUAGUGCGAAGAACAGGAGACAAUUCUGGUCUUUGUAGUAACAAUAAACAAUGUUUUGUUGAAGAUCCCAAUAAAAGAGAUUCCGGUAAUGUAAAAUAAGUUUAGAUCUACUAUAAAAACAAAAUAAAAUAAAUUUAUUAACCGAGUGGUUAACGCGUCUGACUAGUAAUCUAAGAAUUGCUGACCACGUGGGUUCAUACCCCGUUAAGAGCAAGCCGUUGUUUCUUUGAGCAAUAAACUUUACAUCUAUUGCUUGGUACUGGUUGGUUCCAGGAACGCAUUCGAGAG